UCGUCGCACGGAACUGGAAUUCGGCUACAAACAUGCGCGCGCCGCCUGCUUGACCUACACAGUAUGCAGAUUAAACUCUGUUCGUGUUUCACUCACUGUUUUUCUAUCAUUCCUAAUGUGGAGAUUUCAGUCGAUUUGCACAUCAUUUCAGAUUAACAUUUAAAAAACUGUCCGCUGAGGUCGUUGAAAUGGACCUGAACUUGGAAUACUGGCAAAACAACGGAAAGUCGUUCCUCAGCAGGCUUCGCAUUUGGUUCAAUCUCCUUGACCCCAGUUCCUUGCUGGCCUCUGAUGCUGAAAUAGAAAAGGCCCGUUGUCUGCUCAGGAGUGAAGAGAAGCAGCAGAAGAAUGAAAAGAUUCAUAAUGCUUGGACACUCUCUGUGUCAUCUGUCCAUGCUGACAGUGGAGCAGUGAUUUCCCCAGUGUUUCGUCCUCAAGCUUUUCUGCCCAUAUCAGUUCCUUUGGUUGUAGCAAGUUUUUUGCCUCAUAAAGGAGUCAGACCUGCCCUGUUCUGGCAUUUUAUUCUUCAGAGUUACUGUGCAGGGUUCAACCAUGCCAGCAGAAAUACGACAGCCACACAGGGAAAUAAAACAUCAGCAAAGCAGCCCCUGCUUAUUGUCGGAGCAGUUUCAUAUUCAACAGUUGUAGGGGCCCUUCCUCAAAUUGUAAUCCAACGCAUGAGAGUCAGCAGUACUGUAGCUCAGGCCUUCUGUAGGUCAGUGCUGCCUAUUCCUCUUUCAGCUAUUCUGGCUGCCUUCAGUGUUAUGGUGGUGAGAAGUGAGGAAUCAGAGAAUGGAAUACAGAUCUUUGAUUCUAAUGGAAAUUCAGUUGGUGUCUCAAAGAAGGCUGGAUCUAAGGCUGUCAAAGAGACUGCCAUAUCUCGAGCAACCCUUUUUGGUACCACUGCAACUGUGCCCACUUUACUGCUCUACUUUCUUAGGAGGGCAAAAUUUGUCCAAAGGAACCUGAUGAUAGCUGCUCCUGUUAGACACAUUAGUACUGCCAUUGUCCUUGGCUUGAUGAUUCCUGUGUCCUUCAGUUUGUUUCCACAACUUGGCAAGAUUGAAAAGCAGCAAGUAGAAAAGGAGUUGCAGGCCUUAACUGAUGACCAGCAACUGUUUUACCACAGAGGACUUUAACUGUCAUGUCUGAAGCAACACUUGUAGGGUAUAAUUUAGUGAUGUGUUUACAUCUGCUUUGGAAUUAACACCUGAAUGUAGACACACUGUGUUUCCUAUUAUGCUUGUGAGUAUAAUUUCAACUUCUACCAAAAGGUUUCGGACUGAGUUUUCAAGACUGGAGAAUGUGCAGUUUAAGUUAUUAUUCCAAUAAAUCAUCACGUUAAACAAAGAGACUUGAAAGUUUUGAUUUAAUAGUUUUUUUAAGCUAAACAGAACAGAGCAUUGUUAACAAAAAUAAUGUUACUAUUGCUGUUAUGUGCACAUUCAUAUUGCCAUCACUUCAGUGUUAAUUCAACUCAGUUCAUUUUGAAGUCUUUACACUAGAACUCCGUUUUCAAAUAUUUAGUGAUCUGUUGUAUAUAUUCUUAGCAAGGGAAAUAACAUGGC
Messenger RNA from Colossoma macropomum (tambaqui), 1568 nucleotides. RefSeq names its product sideroflexin 4 (gene sfxn4). The record is from RefSeq and is a predicted model, not a curated record. Gene Ontology annotation, biological process: mitochondrial transmembrane transport; monoatomic ion transport. The transcript is spliced from 14 exons. Bases 189 to 1139 code for a protein of 316 amino acids. Gene Ontology annotation, molecular function: monoatomic ion transmembrane transporter activity. Lineage: Eukaryota; Metazoa; Chordata; Actinopteri; Characiformes; Serrasalmidae. Gene Ontology annotation, cellular component: mitochondrial inner membrane.